Molecule: messenger RNA, 2078 nt
Organism: Myotis daubentonii (Daubenton's bat)
Lineage: Eukaryota; Metazoa; Chordata; Mammalia; Chiroptera; Vespertilionidae
Product: phosphatidylcholine:ceramide cholinephosphotransferase 1-like
Source: RefSeq, a predicted model, not a curated record
GGGUCGGCGCGCCUCGGACCGCCUUUGCCGCUCCGCCUGCGCCCGGGCAGGCACCCGAGUGCGGGAGCGGCGCGGGAACUUGGUGCCCUGGGAACUUUGCAGGAGACUUUGCCUCCAGCCUGGAGAGCCCAAGGAAGAAUCUUGUUGAAAAAUGAGGUGAACAAGUGCUCGGGUACUCAAGAACCCUGGACAGCUACAUGAGGUGUUUAAAAACUGCCCUAACCACCUUGCUACCCAAGUCCCAGUCAUGAGGCCUGACAGGAUGAGUACGCCUUCGAGGGCCAGCAUCCUGCUCCGGAAAAACUCGGACUGCUGACCUGCAGAGAGCAAGCAGGGGACUGCCUGUUGUCUGCCAGUACAAUGAAGGAAGUGGUUUAUUGGUCACCCAAAAAGGUGACAGACUGGCUGCUGGAGAAUGCUAUGCCAGAAUACUGUGAGCCUCUGGAACAUUUCACGGGCCGCGACUUGAUCAACCUGACCCAAGAGGAUUUCACAAAACCCCCCUUGUGCCGAGUCUCCUCCGACAACGGGCAGCGGCUCUUGGACAUGAUAGAGACCUUGAAAAUGGAGCACCACAUGGAAGUACACAAGAUCGGCCAUGCCAACGGGCACCUCAGCAUUGGCACAGACGUCCCCACCCCUGACGGCAGAUUCAGCAUCAAGGUCAAACCCAACGGGAUGCCAAGUGGGUAUAGGAAGGAGAUGAUAAAGAUCCCCAUGCCGGAACUGGAGCGCUCCCAGUACCCCAUGGAGUGGGGCAAGACUCUUCAGGCCUUUCUUUAUGCACUUUGCUGUUUUGUUCUCACCACAGUGAUGAUCUCGGUCGUCCAUGAACGAGUACCUCCUAAGGAGGUGCAGCCUCCACUACCGGACACGUUUUUUGACCAUUUUAACCGGGUGCAGUGGGCCUUUUCUAUUUGUGAAAUUAAUGGCAUGAUCCUUGUAGGACUCUGGUUAGUUCAGUGGCUGCUCUUAAAAUACAAGUCUAUUAUCAGCAGAAGAUUUUUCUGCAUAGUUGGCACGCUGUACCUGUAUCGGUGUAUUACAAUGUAUGUAACUACACUCCCAGUACCUGGUAUGCAUUUCAACUGCCCUCCGAAGCUUUUUGGAGACUGGGAAGCCCAACUGGGGAGAAUAAUGAAGCUCAUUGCUGGCGGUGGCCUGUCCAUCACUGGCUCUCACAACAUGUGUGGGGACUAUCUGUACAGCGACCACACGGUCAUGCUCACACUCACCUACUUAUUUAUCAAAGAUGUGCUCAAAGAAGCUUCCCAGAUGAACCUCUUGGCCCGGGUGUGGUGGUACAAGCCAUUUCAGUACUUUGAAAAGAAUGUCCAAGGAAUUGUACCUCGAUCUUACCAUUGGCCCUUCCCCUGGCCAGCAGUCCACCUCAGUAGGCCAGUUAAAUACAGCCGGUUGGUGAAUGACACAUAACAGCUGUGCAAAGUGGGGGAACGAGGACCUGUCCGAAGUGCUAAGAACUCCACGAGAGAAGAUGCCAUAAAAUAAACACCUCCCUAAUCCCACUAUCUUUCAACGGUUACCUUGACUUAGCCUAUUGAGUUACCUGGUCAGCACUGUGAUCUUCUUUUUCUCUCCAAAGGACCUGUGUUGGACAACAAUAAAGAAAAUCUAACUUAUCAUGCACUGUACACAGUUCCUGUUCAGAAGCCUGUGAUUUACAUAACCCACAACCACCAUGUUCCUUUGUAUAUGAUGCAACAGCAUAAAUGUAAGCUUUUGUAUCCUAAGUUCUGUUUUUUCCAGUCACAUCUGGAAAUAAAGCGUAUUAUUUUUCUUGGGAAAACAUACUUUUCAUAUCUCUUGCCCCAAAGAUUGGGCUGUAAGCCAUUUUCUAGCAAAUGUCUCUAUGAAGGUUUCUAAGUACCUGAAUGGGGUCUGAUUCUGAAAUCUUUCUACCUGUUGCACCGAUAGUCAAAAAUGACAGACACAGAAAGGUUUAGUAACUUUGGGUUUUGUAAAAAAAGCAGAGACAGUGUGUCAAAAAGUACAAAAAAAAAAAAAAAGAUUCUGUUAUAAAGUGAUUUUCUAAGUAUUUCCUAACUUUAUUUUUCAAA